AUGUAUCAUUUGGAGAAGAAAGAGCGAGCUUUUCGAAGCAAAAAUGUACCUCAGGAAUUUAAAGGGGAAAUUUUAUUAAACCUCCUCGGAGAAAAAGCUAUAAACAUUUUAGUUUAUAUCAAAGAUGAGGAAAUAAACGAUUAUGAGAAAUUGAAAAGUGCAAUUUUAAAAGAGUAUGAACCGACACCUCUAAUUUGUUUACAAAACUUUCAAAAAGCGCGUCGUAUGUCAAACGAAACUCAUGUACAAUUUGCAUCUCGAUUAUCUACGAGUUUGGAACAAUAUUCUAGAUUAAGAAAUGUACAGGAUUUAAAUACUUUGAAAGAAUUAAUUGUGAGCGAUAAGUUGUAUCAAUCAUUAGAUCAUGAAACCGCGAUGCAUAAAAUGAAAGUUAAAGAAAAUGCUGUCAUUGCAAAAAUCUCCUCCGAACAUUUUUAUCCAUCUGUUGACCUUCACCCUUUGAAGUAUGUAUCAGUGUAUGUGGGAGGGGGGAAGAAAUUGAAAUGUGUAAUAGAUUCUGGAACUCAAAUUUUUGUUUGUAAUUCGAAUUUGAUUCCUGGCGCCGAUGAUGAGGAAUAUGGAAAGAUUGUUUUGAGUUCGGCGUUUGGUGAGCAUGUUGAGGCUAAGUUAAUAAAAACAAUGGUCUCAUUAAAUAGAGAUUCUGCAUUAAAUUAUCCUGUAGAAUGCAUAAUUGCACUGACAGAUAAAUUAAAUGUAGAUGCGUUGAUACCACCGUUUUUGUAUGAGAAACUGAUUUCGUCAGAUUUUGAGAAAUCUUGUGAGGGGGAAAGCAGUGAAAGUCGGUACGAGUUGGAAAAAGAAUCAGCACACGUGUUAUUACAACAAAUUAAUGAAAAGGAUAUUUUGCCAGAGGGGGAAGAGAGCGGUUGCUCAUUGAAUGGCAGUGAGACGAAUAUUUUAAAUGAAGAUUCU
Messenger RNA from Parasteatoda tepidariorum (common house spider), 933 nucleotides. NCBI's taxonomy places the organism in Eukaryota, Metazoa, Arthropoda, Arachnida, Araneae, Theridiidae. The record is from RefSeq and is a predicted model, not a curated record.